This is a messenger RNA of Acanthosepion pharaonis, 483 nucleotides long. NCBI's taxonomy places the organism in Eukaryota, Metazoa, Mollusca, Cephalopoda, Sepiida, Sepiidae. The record is from the annotation of a GenBank genome assembly.
AUGAACAGACUUGUGACCACAUAUCUUCCUGUUCAUUUCAUCGAGCGAACUCUCAAUCGCCAUCUUGAACGAAAAUAUGGCGGCACGCUUUCUCUUUCUUUCUGUUUGUUUUUCUCCGUCUUUCUAUUUUCUUCCCUUUACAUUGUCUUUCUCUCCUUCUCUUUGAAUAUUUUCCCUUUUUUUAAUCUUUCAUUCUUCUCUUCCUUUCUCUCUCUCUCUCUCUCUCUCUCUCUCUUUCUUCUCUUUUCUCUUUCUCAUAUUUUUUGUCUUCUUGCUACUUCUCUAUCACUUGUUCUCUUCUUCCUUUCUAUAUUUUCCUUUCUCUCGUUUUCUCCUCCUCUUCUUCUUUCUCCUUUUCUUUCUCUCAUUUUCUCUUAUUCCCCUUAUUUCACCCUCUCUCUCGCGCGCGUUUACUCUCUCCUUUUCUCUUUGUCUUAUUUUCUCUUUCUCUCUUUCUUUUUCACUCAUUUUCCUUUUUCUUAA